AUGUCCACCACCACCACCCAAACCAUCGCCUUCCUCGGCGCCACCGGCGGCUGCACGCUCCCCGUCCUCGCCCGCGCCCUGACGGCAGGCCACCACUGCACCGCGCUGGCCCGCACCCCGGCCAAGCUGCGCACGGCGCUGAUCUCGACCGCCGGCGUCGCCGCCGACGUCGUCGACCGCAACCUGACCAUCGUCGCCGGCAGCGCGUCCGACGCCGGUGCCAUGCGGUCCCUCCUCACCAGCGUCCCCGGUCGCGGCGCCGAGGAAAAGACGCUGGUCGAUUUCAUUAUUAGCGGCAUCGGCGGCGCGCCGAAGCUGCAGUGGAGCCUGCGCACGCCGGCGACGAUCGACAACCCGCACAUCUGCGAGAGCGCGGCGCAGGGCGUCGAGGAGGCGCUGCGGGGGCUGCUGGCGGAGGGGUAUAGGGUGCGUUCUUCUGGAGCGGCGGAGCAGGAGAAGAAGCCCGUCAUGAUUACGAUUAGCACGACGGGCAUCAGCCGGCUGCAGCGCGACGUGCCGCUGCUGUUCCUGCCGCUGUACCACUGGCUCGGCAAGAUCCCGCACGACGACAAGCGCGCCAUGGAGGACCGCGUCGUCGCGGCCACGCGGGAGGGGACCCUGCGCGAUUUUGUUAUCGUGCGGCCGUCGCUGCUGGUUGAUGGCGAGGCCAAGGGCCGGCAGGCGCUGCGGGUUGGGUGGGAGCCUGCGACGGAGAAGUCGGAGCGUGCGCCUGGCCCGGCGGUGGGGUAUACGACGACUAGGGACGAUGUUGCGGCUUGGAUUUGGGAGGAGGCCGUUUUGAACACGGAGAAGUGGAGGGGCAAGUGUGUCUCUUUGACGUAUUAG
Lasiodiplodia theobromae is the source of this 846-nucleotide messenger RNA. Its product is annotated as Fungal specific transcription factor domain-containing protein. NCBI's taxonomy places the organism in Eukaryota, Fungi, Ascomycota, Dothideomycetes, Botryosphaeriales, Botryosphaeriaceae. The record is from RefSeq and is a predicted model, not a curated record. Bases 1 to 846 code for a protein of 281 amino acids. The transcript has a single exon.